GUUUUCAGUAGCUAAGCCCUCGAUAAUGCGUUGUUCUCGUCUGACGCUUCCCUACUGUUUUUCUAUCUUGUUAGCUGAGCUAACCGAUAUCGUUUACUAUGGAGGCUCUUUCUGGUGUUGCCAGUGGCAUGGCCGUUGCCUCCCUAUCGAUACAGCUCAUUGAUUCCAUCGAGACCAUCAAAACCUUCGUCCGCAAUGUGAAAGAUGCACAACAAGAGUUGGAACGUUUGGUGGACUUACUGGAGCGUCUUGAGGCCUUGUUGGAAGACGUUCGCGCCCUGAUGGAACGACAGACAUCGUUGCAGUCAGAACACUUUCCGAUGCCCUCAAUGACGAUCUUCAAAUGUCUGAAGAGCUGUGAGAAGACACUUGAGCCGCUUCAUGCUAUUGUUGAUAAAUACACGCCCGCACCAUCGAAAGUUGGUACACGUAUGGAUAAACUCAAAACCGGAUUGAGGUUCAGUCUCAAGGCAAAAGAUGUUAAAGAUUUCGAAACGCGAAUCGAGAGAGAAAUUGGAUUUCUACAUGCUAGUCUCGGUGCGAACUGCGGAGCCAUCUUGUGA
This is a messenger RNA of Bipolaris sorokiniana ND90Pr, 563 nucleotides long. RefSeq lists its product as uncharacterized. The record is from RefSeq and is a predicted model, not a curated record. Bases 99 to 563 code for a protein of 154 amino acids. Lineage: Eukaryota; Fungi; Ascomycota; Dothideomycetes; Pleosporales; Pleosporaceae. The transcript has a single exon.